CUGAACUCUUUAAAACACUAACAACAGUAGAGACAUAAGUUAAACUUUCCUGCUGAGUCGUAACGUUCCUCAAGUAUCACAGACGGAAGUGCUAUGGAUAAUCCAGAUGAUGAUGAAGAAAUUGCAAAAAUUAAAAAAGAACUGGAAACCAAUGGACCCGCUGCAGCCGCUGCAAAGAUCCAGACUUAUUUGGACAAACAGCUAAAUAUUGCGAUCACAGGAAGGACUGGUUCUGGUAAAUCUACCUUUGUUAAUCGCUUUAGAGGCAUAGACAACAGCGAUAAGGAAAGAGCCGCCCCUACUGGUGUUACAGAAACCACCAAAGAUGUUAAACCAUACCACCAUCCAAAUUAUCCCAAUGUUACACUUUGGGAUCUUCCUGGUAUUGGCACCCCCAAUUUUCCAGCUGACGAGUACCUGAAGAAGGUUAAAUUCAAAAGGUUUGACUUAUUCAUCAUCAUCUCAGCUGAUCGCUUCACAGAAAAUGAUGUGAAGCUCGCUGAGGAGAUUCAGAAGAUGAAGAAGAAGUUCUACUUUGUUCGUUCAAAGAUUGAAAACAACAUACGUGAUCAGAAAAGAGAUCAGGGGUCAGAGUUCAACGAAGAAAAAACCCUUAAAGACAUCAGGGAGGAAUGCAUUCAAGGUCUUAAAGGACGUGUUGAGUCUCCACAAGUCUUCCUGGUGUCCAGCUGUGAACUCCACCUGUAUGAUUUCCGUCUGUUAGAGAAAACCUUACAGGAAGAACUUCCUGCACACAAGAGGAAUGUUCUGCUGUUGGCCAUGCCCCCUGCCAGUCUUGAAAUCAUCAAGAAAAAGAAAGAAGCUUUACAGCCAAGAAUAAAGUACCUUGCUGGUGUGUCUGCAUUGGGAGCAGCUGUACCAAUUCCUGGGUUAUCUGUUGCUGGUGAUAUGUUCAUGAUUGCUGCCACCGUUAGACAGUACCAAGUUACCUUUGGUCUUGAUAGCGAGUCACUGCAGCCUCUUGCUCAGACUGUAGGUGUGCCUUUGGAUGAGCUUAGAGCAGUUAUGACAUCACCACUGGCUGGAAAAGAAAUAAGAAAAGAUCUUAUCGAGAGGAUACUGAGCUCUUCUGUGGCUUUCCUUUCAUUAACGGCGGCAAAGGAAGGGUCUAGAUUGAUUCCAUUAUUUGGAAUCCAAGCAGCAAUGGGCCUCUCUUUUCUCUACACAUACCAAUCUCUCAACAAGUUUGUUGACAUGCUUGCUGAGGAUGCACAGAAGGUAUUUGAAAAGGCCCUGGAUUUAUGUUUACCACCUCUUCAGUAGAUUUAGUAAUAGUGACAAUGUUUUUAGUUGUGAGGUAGCAGCAUAAGGGGUUGUUAGUGCAAAAAAGUUGUGCAAUGUUUCAGUCUUUGGCAUUAUUGAUUUUGAUGUCAUGGAAAGGGGCAAUGGUUCCUACGUACAAGAUGUGGCUCCAAGACCUGACCAGUACCUUACAUCUGGAAAGGAUAAGAUAUGUAAUGAAAGACAAUUUAACACAUUACAUUAAAACUUGGCAGCCCUUGGUUUCUCAUCUGUCACAAUGAAAGUUAUAAAAUACAUAUAAGCACUGUAUUACUAUAUCUCUUGAGUGAGUUAGAUGAGUAGAAGGAGGAUUGGGUAGGGUAUGGAAGAACGAGACUCUCUUGUAUGCUCUCUUAU
Molecule: messenger RNA, 1659 nt
Organism: Sander lucioperca (pikeperch)
Lineage: Eukaryota; Metazoa; Chordata; Actinopteri; Perciformes; Percidae
Product: interferon-inducible GTPase 5-like
Exons: 4
Coding region: 94-1284 (396 amino acids)
Cellular component (GO): membrane
Molecular function (GO): GTP binding
Source: RefSeq, a predicted model, not a curated record